CGAAGUCAAUUCUGCGACAGCAUGAUUUCCAGGAAAUCUCCUCAUUUAACGGACUUUCUGGGAGGGCGCUUUAGAGACGAAAAUGACCACCACAACCCUUAUGCAUGAGCUUCAGUCAGAACCAUCAGAAGGCAAGCAGAGGUGCAGUGGUUUACGCAGGCUUAAAGAUUUGCAAUUUUCCCUCAAUUACUGCAGCAAAUUUAGAAACAUUCCACGUGGACUACACCUGCCUCUAAAUAAGGAUCAUGUCUUGUAGUAAAUACAUGCCAGCUCCAGUGUGUCUCAUUGAAAACUAUGAAAAUGGGAAGCUACAUGUGAAGAAAGAGGCCAAAGACAUUCUGGAUGCGAUCAAUGAGCCGGUGGUGGUGGUGUCUGUGGUGGGACUCUACCGUACGGGGAAGUCUUACCUUAUGAACCGCCUGGCAGGACAACAGUCAGGCUUUGCUCUUGGCAGCACUAUUGAAUCAAAGACCAAAGGCAUCUGGAUGUGGUGUGUCCCUCACCCUAAUAAAAAAGGACACACUCUGGUGCUGCUGGACACAGAGGGACUUGGUGACGUGGCGAAAGGAGACUCUAAGAAUGACAGCUGGAUCUUCUGUCUGGCUGUCCUGCUCAGCAGCACAUUGGUGUACAACAGCCGCGGCACCAUCGAUAACACUGCAGUGGAGAAGCUGCACUAUGUUGCUGAGCUCGCUGAGAAUAUCAAGAUCAAGUCAGCAGAAGAUGAGGAGGAAGGGGAAGAUUCUGAUUUUGUGAUGUUUUUCCCAUCAUUCACCUGGGUUGUGAGAGAUUUCACCUUGGAUUUGGAAAUUGAUGGAAAAAAAGUGACAGAUGACGAUUACCUUGAAUUUGCCCUCAAUCUGAAGAAAGGUUUGGGUAGGAAAAUUAAUGACUACAAUCUGCCUCGUGAAUGUAUCAAGCGUUAUUUCCCUAGCCGGAAGUGUUUUGUGUUCCCGUUUCCCGUUACCUCCCAGGAAGACAUGACACGCCUGGAGAUCUUACAAGACCAGGACCUUGCACAACAAUUUCUGGAAGUCACAAAGCAUUUCUGUGACCAUUUGUUUGUAAACAGUGCCGUGAAAAGACUGAAAGGAGGACACAUAGUUACUGGCCAGUUGCUCGGCCGUCUAGUUGAGAUAUAUGUAGACAAAAUCAACAGUGGUGAAGUGCCCUGUUUGGACAAUGCAGUGGUUGUUCUGGCAAAUCAAGAAAACCAGGCAGCUGUUCAAGAAGCUCUGAAAGUAUAUCAGAGAGGAAUGGAAGAGGUGAAAAAUAUGUUACCAAUCAGUAUAGAAUAUUUGACCUGUGAGCACCAGAAAUUCAGCAGGCUGGCCACUUCUGAGUUCAUGAAACGCUCAUUCAAAGAUGAAAAAACUGAAUACCUGAAAAAACUGGAGGAAACUGUAUCUGUGUGCUAUACAGACUUGCUGGGAGAGAAUCAGAUGGCAUCAGAGAAAAAGUGCAGAGAUCUGCUGAAGAAUCUGUUUGCGGACAUGAAUAAACGGCUGCAGGAUGGAGAAUACAGUCAGGCUGGAGGAUAUGAACUCUAUAAAAGAGACAGAGAUGCCAUUGUUGAAAAGUACCGCAGAGAACCCAACAAAGGUGUAAGGGCUGAGGCUGUGCUGGAAGAGUUUCUGAAAGAGCGGGAACCUGAAGCAAACAGCAUCCUCUGCAUGGAUAAUAAACUCACUGAGAAGGAGAAACAAAUUAAAAAGGAGAAGGAGAAAGUGGCUCUGCUGGAACAGAAGAUGAAAGAGGAAGAGGAGAAACAUAUUGAGAAUGAACGGAUGUUGAAGACUGAGAAAGUGCGGCAUGAGGACAUGGUAAAACAGAUGCAGGAGAAGUUCAACAAGGAGCUGGAGCAGCAGCAGCAGGAGAGGGACAGAGCCAUUGAGAGCAAACUGAAGGAGCGGGAGGAGAUGCUAAAGAAAGGCUUUAAGCAGAAAGCUGAAAACCUUGAGGAAGAAAUAAAGAAGUUAAAUAAUGAAAAGGAAUGCUCAAGAGGUGGUGGCAUUUUUAAGGACUAUGUGAUGCCAUUUCUUCGCCCUCUUGUAGAAAUGGUUCCCAAUCUCCUCAUGCAGAGAUCAAUGUUGAAAAGCCUAAAAAAGGGAUUGAAACUUUAAAACCCAAAACACAAUCCUUGUCUCAUAUUUUCCAUUCACUGACAUAACUCCAUUGCAGAUUGUCUGAUUUUGUAGCUUUUAAUGAUUUACUAAACCAUGCACUUUAUAGAGCAGGUAGUAAAUGAGCUGAGCAUCCUGAACAUAUGAACCCUUGAAAGUGCACAAUGUAAUUUCUUCACCGUUAGCAGCACCCAGAGGAUUUGUAAAAUGGCAGUGAUGUGUUUUCCAGUGCACAGUCCAUUGUUUGGAUAAAAAAGUAGUCCUACCUCAAACAUACACAGCUGGUGGUUGGGUUGCUGAAACAGAUUGCAAUUCCAUUAAGUGCCAUUAGUGGUGUAGAAAUGACACACUGCAUUCACAAAAAGCAUUCACUGAAACUGGUACUUUGAAUCCAAAACAUGCCUCUGUCUGCCACUGAUGGGACAAAAAUGGCAAGUCCCACCCCAAACUCAUUCCACUGGUUGAGUGAAAUGAAUAAUGUUUAAAUCUGUCAAAAUUGUUAGGGGGCUUAAACUGGGAAAGGUAUCUGUCCAGAUUCUGAACAAUAUUUACUGAAUGUUGUUGGGAGGAACAAGUGUUCCUAAACCUUAGACUAGAGUAGAUCAUUAAGUCUGGCUUAAAGUCAUUCAUAGGUUGUCACCUACUGGUGUAACAGUUACCUUUACAUGGGUCACUGAACUAUCAGCAAUUACAAUUUCUUGCAAUAUUUUGAUAAAUGGAUUGAAAAAAAUAAAUAAAAUAUGAAGACGCAAAAAGGAAGUGUUUUGAAACCAUUUAACGUUUAAAUAAAUUUAUUAGUUCCUGUUUUUGCUUUAAAAAUUUACUUAUAUUGCAAUAAGGAAAUGGUGUAAUAGGCCACACAUUGUCAAGAAUCGAUUAAGGGAUUACUGAAAAAUAGCAAGCUGUGGUGUGCAGACAAUAUAAAGACACAUAUGCUCAGCCCAGAUAUCAUGCUCCUUCUGAAUGCAGCCUAUAUGAUCAGCCUAGAUUUAUAAAAAUGCUUAGCACUGUAGAACUCACAGUCAUAUGGCUUCCUUAAAUCAUUAUGACCAAUCCCCAGAUCAGUAUAGCAAGUCAAAUUGAAGAAAACUUUAACACUUAAUGUAUUUUCGUCUUAAUGUAAUUUGGUCCACAAAACAUACAGCAUAUUUUGUGCCAUAUAACAUUCCAGUAUUCUACAAUAAAAUUGUUUUUCCUCUGAA
Molecule: messenger RNA, 3325 nt
Organism: Cyprinus carpio (common carp)
Lineage: Eukaryota; Metazoa; Chordata; Actinopteri; Cypriniformes; Cyprinidae
Product: guanylate-binding protein 1-like
Exons: 12
Coding region: 246-2123 (625 amino acids)
Molecular function (GO): GTPase activity; GTP binding
Source: RefSeq, a predicted model, not a curated record